Cyprinodon variegatus (sheepshead minnow) is the source of this 6478-nucleotide messenger RNA. RefSeq names its product proteasome activator complex subunit 4B-like. Gene Ontology annotation, molecular function: proteasome binding; peptidase activator activity. The record is from RefSeq and is a predicted model, not a curated record. Gene Ontology annotation, biological process: proteasomal ubiquitin-independent protein catabolic process. Bases 84 to 5522 code for a protein of 1812 amino acids. Gene Ontology annotation, cellular component: nucleus; cytosol; spermatoproteasome complex. NCBI's taxonomy places the organism in Eukaryota, Metazoa, Chordata, Actinopteri, Cyprinodontiformes, Cyprinodontidae. The transcript has 47 exons.
GAAGGUGCCACAUUUACCAGGCACGCGAUUUUCCUUAAGAGUCUCUUCAACACCCAGCACCAGAGCUCGAGCCAGAGUGAGACAUGACCGUGGAUGGGGGGGGAAAGGGGUUUAUCCCCCAAAAGGAGAUAGUGUAUAAUGGCCUUUUACCUUAUUGUGACCGCUUGGACCAGGAGGCCACAGAGCUGCUGGCGGAGAUCAAAGCCAACCUGAGCAGGGCAGUUCUCCUCAGGGAGCUGUGGCCCGGAGUCUCUUUCUGGUCCAGGAAGCUCUUCUCUUUUCUCAAGCUCUAUGGCCGGAGGUUCAGCAAAGAAGACCAUGUUCUUUUCAUCAAUCUCCUCUAUGAGUUGGUCACUCUACCGAACCUGGAGCCCCACAUGAUGUGCAGCUACGCCAGGCUGCUCAUUCAGCUUCUCAAGAAGAAGGAGCUGCUGUCAAGAGAUGACCUUCAGCUGCCAUGGAGACCCCUCUACGAGCUUUAUGAGAGAAUCAUCUACUCCAAGACUGAGCACCUGGGUCUCAUAUGGUUCCCAAACUCAGUGGAUCACAUUUUGAAGGCUUUGAUCAAAAGCUGCAGACUGUAUUUCCCAGCAUCUUCAACGAAAGAGAUGCUGGAUGAGUGGCGCCCCCUGCUGUGUGUGUUUGACGUAGUGAUGCAGAAGGCAAUCAGUAACAUGGAGCUGUUCCUACCCACCAUCAUGCCCCCAGAGGAACACAGCCAGGGCUUCCAGUUGUGGUUUGAUGAAUUAAUGAAUCUUUGGAUGUCUGUGCAAAAUCAGCCGAGCUGGGAAGGGCACCUAGUGAACCUGUUUGCUCGGCUUGCCAAUGAUAACAUCGGCUACGUGGACUGGACUCCUUAUAUUCCCACAAUCUUUACCAGAAUCCUGCGAAGUUUAAACCUUCCAGUCGGGGUUAGUCAGAUGGUGGCACCGAGGUAUCUUAUCAACUCCUAUGACAUUGGAUUCUUGGUUUUAUGGAUCACAGCCCUACUGGGCGGACCAGGAAAUCCUGCACAGAAAGAAUUGACCUGCCUCUUUAGCAGCAUUGCCUCCUUCUAUCACCCCUCCAACCACGGUCGCUGGCAGUCUCGGCUGAUGAGGCUACUGCAAAGACUCCCAGCUAGUGUUGUGCGGCGGGUGCAUCGAGAGCGUUAUGCUGCACCCAGCUGGAUCACUGUGGUCCCGGAGUGUCAAAGACUGACGGAUACCGACCUGCAAGAGUUUACCCACAGCCUCAUGGGUGCAGCCCUCUUGGCCAUGUUUAGUAAAACUGGCAGCACAGAUGCAGCCUAUGCUCUCCAGAACUUGGCUCUCCUCACACCAGAACUCGUCAUUCCACCAGUACUUGAAAAGACCUAUGCAGCGAUGGAGACCUUGACGGAGCCAUAUACGCUUACUGCCACCCUCAGCUGUAUGAUCGGGAUGGCACGUAGCCUUGUUUCCCCUGACAACCGCUAUCCAGAGGGCCACAGUCAUGUGCUUCCUCUGCUCAUGGGCUCUCUCCCGGGGGUGGACCCCAACGACUUCAGCAAGUGUAUGAUAACAUUCCAGUUCAUCACCACCUUCACCACCCUGGUGCCUUUAGUGGACUGCUCUUCUACUCCAGCUCGACAAACAGAUCUAACAGAGAUUGAAAAAGAUCUUUGCUUUGCCUCAGCUGGCUUUGAAGACUUCGUGCUGCAGUUCCUGGACAGAUGUUUUGCUUUGAUAGACAGCAGCACUCUUGAGCAGACGAGAGAUGAGACAGAGACGGAUACCCAGACUCAUCUGGAGAGCCUGGUGGAGCUGGGACUGUCCUCCACCGUUAGUACGAUCCUAACACAGUGCUCCAUAGAAAUCUAUAAGGUUGCUUUGCAGAAGCUGUAUAACUUUGCCACCUCCAACAUCUUUGAGACGUGUGUGUCUGGCAGGAUGGUGGCUGACAUGUGCCGGGCUGCAGCAAAGUGUCACCCUGCUGAGUCUCUCCGUCUGUUUGUCCCUCACUGCUGCACCAUCAUUUCCCUCAUUACUGACAAUGUGGAGUUGCGGAACGAAGAUGAGCUGGACAAGGAGCUUCUGUGGAAACUCCAGCUGCUCUCUGAGGUAAUCCGUGUGGAUGGUGAACAGCUGCUUAAAUACCAGGGGGAGCUGGAGCGCAUCCUGCAUGUGUGUUUGAGGCUUCGCUGUAAGCAGGCCUACACACUUGCUUGCAGCCUGUUGGAGCACACACUCCGGUCACUGUCUCUCAUCUAUCCCACCGAGUACCGCAGUACCUCUAGGGGCUUUAAUACCGACCUCCCCAUUCGGGAUUGGGGCCGAGCUGGAGAUGUGGCAGCUUUGGGUGUGUGUUGGCAUGUUCCGUGCCAGGAGGAGAAAAACUUUGUUUGCCAGCUGUUGUCGUCGCUCUUGCUUCCCCAGCUGCAUCGAAUCAAAGGCCACGUGUCUGGAGAUCAGCCAAUGACCAGGGAGGAGUUGUGGCAGAGCCUCGCCAUCGUGCAGCACUGCCUUCUCGGGGCUGGGAGCAUGCUGCCCCCAUUGGAUGGAGUGCACGUCCCUGACCUGGUGCCCUCCAUGGUGAACCUGGGGGAGAUCAAGCUGCACGUAGGAGUAGAGUACGAUGAUUCAUGGGAAAACUACAGAGUGUCCAUCUGCCAGACCAUGAGAUUGCUGCUUCAUCACAUCCUGGAGUACUCAGAGGAUGAUACAAAAUCCCUCUUUGUCAUCAUUAAGAUAAUCAGUGACCUUAUGUUUUUCUGUGGCACACACAAGAAAGACUUUGACUCACGCUGGAAAAGCUUCACACUUGUCAAGAAGUCAAUGGAAAACAGGCUUCUUGGGAAAAAGCAGCACAUCAGAGCACUACUUAUCGACCGGGUUUUACUCCAGCAUGAGAUGAGAAAACUGGUGGUUGAGGGUAGUGAAUACAAAGUGGUUCAUCAGGAGCUGCUCUGUGAUCUGCUGCUGCUUUCUACCAGCACGUACAGCCAGGUACGUAGCAGGGCGCAGUGUGUGCUGAUGGCAGCGAUUGGAACCUAUAGCUUCUCCUAUAGAGACAUGAUUCCCCGUAUGUUACAACUGCUGUCUCCACAGAAUACCGCAGGCACAGAGCAGCAGUUCAAGGGUGCUCUGUACUGUCUCUUGGGAUCUCCAGCUGGUUUCUGUCCAUCCACCACUCGGGACUGGGACUGUAUUGGAGAGGUGUGGCCCACUCUGGUUCGAUGCGGAUUAUCACACUCAGAGACCCUGGAGAAGCCAUCCAUCGGUCGAUUGUUUGACGACAUUAUUGACAGAAUUAACCGCCUACAAGACACCAUCGGGAUCUACUUUACUGUGUCAGAGAAAUGUAUUGAGAUAGCCGAUCAAAUUGCUCAUUCUAAAAAUCCUGCACCUUGUUUGGAAAUCCCAUCCAAAGAGGAAAUAAAAGAGGGAAUUCAGCGUCAGCGAAUCAGAAAUGUUGUGGCUGCAAGGAAGUAUGAGAAGCUAGUCAAUGACCUUUUGGACUGCCUUGAAGACAGAGACUUGCCCUGGAAGUUUGAGCACAUGGCCACAGAUCUGUUGGCUCUCCUCCUGCGAGAUGAUCAUCCUCUUCCUCCUGACGCUGUCCUCUACUUCACACAGACUCUCGUUCAUGACUCCAUUAGCAUACGAAAGGUUGCAAUCUCCGCAAUGGCUGGUAUUCUGAAACAGUUGAAGAGGCCAAGAAAGAAAGUGGCCAUUAAGCCUUCGGAUAUAAGUGGGAUCCAGGAUCCAGAGGGGAUUUGUGUCGGGGAUCGAGAGGGGAACCGCUGGCUGCAGUAUGACAGCAACAACCUACCUCUGAGCCAGGAGCAGUGGGACUGUCUGCAGUACGUUGAGAAAACACACUUGGGCUACUACUCAUGGCCUAGAGAAAUGAUGAUCUAUGCAUCUUCUGAAAAGCCACAAGAUGACCUGCCAUACGAGGAGAUGAGUGAGGGUGAGAAGAUCAUCUUUGAGUACUUCUCGGAAGCUGACUUUAUUGACCAGUUGAUAGAGUUUCUGUCUCUGGAGGAGCGGAAAGGGAAGGACAGCUUCAACCCGCGCCGUUUCUGCCUGUUCAAGGGGCUGUUUCGUAACUAUGGCGACAUAUUCUUACCAGUGCUAUGGCCUCAUCUGGAGCAGCUCACAACUGACCCCCAUGAGAGUUCGCAGCGCUGCCUGUGUGAGAUUACCGCCGGACUAAUCAGAGGCAGCAAACAUUGGAGCUUCAGCAAGGUGGACAGGUUAUGGCAGCUUCUUUGCCCUUUGAUUAGGACAGCGCUGAACAACAUCACUGUGGAAACCUACACAGACUGGGGCACAUGCAUCGCCACAGCUUGUGAGGGCAGAGACCCCAGGAAACUCCACUGGCUGUUUGAGCUGCUGAUGGAGAGCCCCUUGAGCGGAGAGGGUGGCUCCUUCAGGGAUGCCAGUUUGCUAUAUGUGCUUCAGGGAGGUCUCGCCCAGCAGCAAUGGAGAGUUUCUGAACUGCUGCACCGGUUGCUGGCUUACCUGGAGCCCAAACUCACCCAGGUGUAUAAAAAUGUCAGGGAGCGAAUAGGAAGUGUGCUGACCUAUAUCUUCAUGAUAGACGUGGCCUUGCCCCACACCAGGCCCACCUCUUCCCCCCAUGUGGCAGAAUUCGUCACCCGGGUCCUGGAGCGGCUCAAGCCCCUCACGUCAGAGCCUGAGAUUCACAACCACAUCCACGAGGAGAACACCCAGGAGAUGGACGAACGAACCCAGGCUGUCAAGCUACUGAAAACGGUGUUGAAGUGGUUGAUGGCGAGUGCAGGGCGAACAUUUACCACCCCUGUUCAGCAGCAGCUACAGCUCCUGCCUCUGCUCUUCAAGAUUGCCCCAGUGGAGAUUGAUGAGAGCUAUGAUGAGAUGAAGCAGGAUGCACGAACAUGUCUCUCUCUCAUGUCCCAGGGCUUACUGUAUCCGGAGCACAUCCCUCUGGUUUUGGCAGCACUGGAGGAGAUGGCGGGCAGCAGAUCGUGGCAUACUCGCUUCUCAGUUCUGACCUACCUUCAGAUCACGGUCUUCUACAAUCUGUUCACUCUGCUUAGUUUGCCUGUCGAGGUUCUGCGUAUUAGAAAGCUUGUGAUGCAGCUGCUCCUGGACGAACAGCUUGAGGUGAGGGACAUGGCCUGCACCACCCUUAGUGGUUUACUGCAGUGCCAAUUCUUCCCCCUGGACUCCAGUCUGCAGACCCAGCUUCAGACGCUGAGUAAGACGUCCCUCCCCAAGGCCAGAGGAGAGCUGGCUUCCACAGACUUGGUGAGGCGCCACGCUGGAGUGCUUGGACUCAGUGCGUGCAUCCUGUCAAGCCCCUAUGACGUUCCACAAUGGAUGCCGCAGAUCCUGAUGGACCUAAGCGAUCAUCUCAAUGACCCGCAGCCUAUAGAAAUGACUGUGAAGAAGACCCUUUCAGAGUUCAGGCGCACUCACCACGACAACUGGCAGGAGCAUCGGCAGUGCUUCACAGACGACCAGCUUCUGGUGCUCACCAACCUGUUGGUGUCGCCCUGUUAUUACGCCUAGACAUUCAUCUGCCUUCCUUACUGACUGUCAGCUACCACAAAUAAUGCCACCUUUGAGCACUGCUGGGAGCUUCCGGCUGUGCAGUCAGUGAUGAUAAAGACUCAUCGUUAAAGGGGCAGGUCUGUCUGGACCCUCAUAUGCUGCUGCUGGCUCUUAGCCGGAAAGCAGCUGGGUACAGAAUGAUUUUCCGUUACCAUGUUGCUCAGUGGGGGUUGUUUUGCUUGCUGAGCGCCACAGCAGCCCCUAAGGAGGCCACAGUAAAGAUAAAGAUGUGUAUUCAGUCUCUCGCUGGUCUGAUCUACACCAAGUCUCCAGAACGUACUCGUCUUUAUUCCACCAUGUCACUUUACUGUCAGUCAUCUUGUAAAAGGUCUCUGAAUUUUACAGUAAUGAGAAAAAACCGGUACACCACAUGAAGUGAAGCCUUAACUUUAAAUUAUUUAUUUAACAGCACUUAAAAAAGAAAAUAAACUGGAUAAAAAAAAAUAUAUAAGUUAACAGAAAAAAAUUCACUAAGGCUUUUCAUGAGAUCAUGCCUCGGAUGCAUUUACCAUUUUGUUUUGGAUCAUUGUCAUGUCAAUGAAAAUCCACUCUGCUGUGGCUUUAAUUACCUUACAGAUGGUCUCACAUUUUCCUCAGCAUCUGCCGAUACGAGGCAGUUUUAAUGAUAGAUCAAAUGAUGGUAAAUCUGGCCAAGUUCAGAUGCAGCAAAGCAGGCUCUGUAAAAGCAUUUUGUUAAGCUAAAAAAAUCUCUCUGCAAUAAUCUACUGUAAAAUUAAUCAAUCUCUUGUCUCAUCUGUCCUCUCUUGGGGAAAAAAAACUUCAUAUUUUUUUCUUAAACUAAACAUGGUGUCCUCUCAAUUUAACUUGAGCACCUUAAUCACUGUUUAAGGGUCAAACAGGACAGAGCUCCUUCACAUUGCUGGUUAAUAAGGUUUUCCUCAUGUGCCGCUCAU